AUGUCCAAACUUUUCGCUGAAACUGAUAUUUCUUCCACAGCCCGUUUGAUUAACGCGCUUUCAAAACAAACCCCAAAUUCUUCAGAAUCUCUGCGGUCAAAAAGUAGUAAAAUCAAAGUUAGAAAUUCAACCGAUCUAUUUUGGGAUAUCAUUGGUCGCGAUAAUUAUACAAUAUCUCUGAAUCAAUCACCAGUUCUCUGCAACAGCUCUUUAUCGUCCGCUCCGAAUUUUUUUGGUAUCCCUUUGACUUCAGUCACAAGAGAUUUCAACUCAUUACCUUGGAGAUCUAAAAGGUUACCGCAGAGAGUAGUUCCUACUAUGGUUCCAAAUAAAAAUGAUAGCGCGAUCAGUUUGUUAACGAAGACCAUUAAAUCUGGUGCAUCUUCUUUAGUUUCAGCAAUUUAUACCAGCACCAUCGAAGGAGAUUGGGAAAAUUAUAAGCUAUCAAUGCCAGGCAAUCCUUUGACCCUUCCAAGAGAAGAAACGCAUUCGCUACCACAGCAGGAUGUGUUGGAGCCAGUUGAAUUCGUCGGAAGAUAUGAUGAUACAGACCCGGUUUUAACAGAAAAAAUAGCCGAUGCGAUUCGUCCCAGGCUUUCAAGGCGUCUGAGAUAUGCCCCCAGGUGGAAUUUGUUAUACAGCCUUGAUCAAGACGGCACAAGCAUGUCGACUCUGUAUUAUAAAGUUAAAGACAAGAGUCCCUUGGUAUUGGCAAUAAAAGAUAUGGAUGAUCAGGUCUUCGGCGCAUUCGUAACGGAACCGUUUAGACCACACCCUUCCUAUUAUGGCACGGGCGAAUGUUUCCUGUGGAAAUCCGUAGAACCCCAAUCUAAUAUAUCAUCGAAACCGGAGAUCAAAAUUUACCUGUGGACCGGGAGGAAUGAAUACAUGAUAUUAAGUGAAAAUAAUUAUUUAUCGAUUGGUGGAGGCAAUGGUAAAGUAGGACUGUUGAUUGACAGUGAUCUUCAGCGAGGACAUUCGGAAAGAUGCGACACUUUUGAUAAUGAUGUCUUAUCCUCAACUUCGGAAUUCGAAUGUAUGGGUCUCGAAAUCUGGGGAUUCAAUGGCUAG
Molecule: messenger RNA, 1071 nt
Organism: Acaulospora morrowiae
Lineage: Eukaryota; Fungi; Glomeromycota; Glomeromycetes; Diversisporales; Acaulosporaceae
Source: the annotation of a GenBank genome assembly